Messenger RNA from Brassica napus (rape), 2523 nucleotides. Its product is annotated as zinc finger BED domain-containing protein RICESLEEPER 2-like. Gene Ontology annotation, molecular function: protein dimerization activity; DNA binding. The record is from RefSeq and is a predicted model, not a curated record. Lineage: Eukaryota; Viridiplantae; Streptophyta; Magnoliopsida; Brassicales; Brassicaceae. The transcript has 5 exons. Bases 1 to 2523 code for a protein of 840 amino acids.
AUGCAACAGAUUGGCUUUACUUACAAAUUCCUAGCGGACGACCGUAAGUUUAAGAAGGUUGCGUUGAGAUAUCAUAUUGUCCUUGUUUCAAUUCUGUUUGCUCUGCUGCGUUUUGUUUUUCCAAGGGGAAACUAUGAGAUCUUCGACGAUGUGUAUACCUUUGCGAGUUUCCGUUGGUUGAUGGGGAUAUUGGCUGGCAUGAUGGCAUCUACUUAUUCCAUGGCCCUAGGCGUCCGUGCUUACUACAAGGCCAUCGGUUCAUGCGAUAGGGUUUACGAAGAGAUGACUGGUAUGGUUUCGUCAUCCUCCAAAGUCCCGCACACCGAUGAAGAAACAAUGGAUGUUGAAGUGCAAUUCGAAGAACAGUGCCAAGGGAAGUCCAAUGCUGAAAACAUAACACAUGGAGUAUCUUCUCAGUCUAAGAAGGUGAAGAAAGUUGUGGUGCCAAGGUCUGGUGUGUGGAAGCAUUACACCAGAACCAAAGACAGCCGUGACAAGUGCAUUUGUCACUAUUGUCAGAAGGUCUUUUCCUGUGCUAGCAAAUCAGGAACAUCAAACCUCCAGAAGCAUCUGACGAUCUGCAAGGAGUACCAAUCAUGGUUGACCAGUCAAGGGAAAGAUCAAACUGAGAUUAAUACCCAAGGCUAUCUGAAGUCAUCAAGGGUCUCAGAGCCGGUAUUCAGAGAAGCCUCUAACGAGUUGAUUGUGUUAGGCGAGUUGCCUCUUUCAUUUAUUGAAAGUGUGGCUUGGAAAACCUUCUGCAACAAGGUUAACCUUUACAAGCCUCACUCGAGGAGGACUGCUACUCGAGACAUUGUUGAGAUGUUUGCGAGAAAGAAGACAGCUUUGAAGAACAUGCUUCGCACAACGAAGCAAAGAGUGUCACUUACUACUGACAUUUGGGUUUCUCAAGUCACAGGUGCUAGUUAUAUGGUAAUAACAGCCCAUUUCAUUGACGCUUCAUGGCAGCUCAACAAGCUCAUCCUCGGCUUCAAGUACGUGAUGGACCAUAAAGGUCAGACCAUAUCUACUGUCCUCUUAGAGUGUUUAGCCGAAUGGGGAAUCGAGAGAGUCUUUUGCAUUACAGUAGAUAAUGCUACUGCUAAUACGUCUGCUAUUAGGAGAUUCCAUACGCAAUUUAGAGAGGUUGGCCCUGAUGCUCUAGUUUUGGAUGGUAAUUUCUUGCACAUGAGGUGCUCUGCUCAUAUCAUUAAUUUGAUUGCUAAAGAGGGUUUGACCGAGGUAGGAGAGAAUGUGUUAGCCAUUAGGAAUGCAGUUCAGUACGUUCGUUCUUCAACAACUAGGCUGAAUGCGUUUGAUCUGAGAGUCACUAGUGGGAGAAUGAGCCGCGGUAGCUUGCCAAUGGAUAUUAAGACGAGAUGGAACUCAACUUUCCUCAUGCUGUCUAGAGCUUUACAAUUCAGAGCUGCAUUUGAUAGGAUGGAAGCUGAAGAUAGGCUGUAUAAUGACUAUUUCUUGGAGAUGGAUAAUGGAGUUAAGAGGUGUGGACCGCCUGCUUUGAGAGACUGGAGUGCUGUGGAGAAGCUGAAGAGAUUUUUGGUGAUCUUCUACAACAGCACUCUGGUUGUUUCUGCCUCGUCGAAGGUGAACUCGUACAAGUGCUAUGGAGAGAUCGUGACCAUAGAAAGAAAUCUCACUGCACUGGCCAACAGUUUUGAUCCCGAGCUGAAGGUUAAAGCAUCAGAGAUGUUGCACAAGUUUCUGAAGUACUGGGAUGGUAUCAAGAGUGUCAACAGGAUGCUGAUCUUAGCCACCAUUUUUGAUCCUAGGAAGAAGAUGCAAUUCGCGAAGCUUUGCUUUGAGAAACUCUAUGAGAAGGAGAGCUUGGAGUCUAAGGAAAUGCUGCAGUCUGUUGGUGAUAUUCUCAAGGACAUGUUCACUGAGUACAACACUCGUUUCAGAGGGUCAUCUGGUCAAUCCUCUCAAGCAAAUCAAGCAUCAUCUUCUCAGCCGACUCAAGAGUCUCAAGAUCAGGGCACGGAUAGAAUGGAGCUGGUGGUUGAAGAUUUUGGUUAUGAGAGGAUGGAUUGUGUCUAUAAGGAGCUGGUUGCUGAAAAGGGAGAGGAUACACGUGAUGAACUAGAAGUGUAUUUGAAGGAGCCAGUUGAGAACCCAAAGCUCAUAAUUGGUAUUGAGUACGACAUUCUUUCUUGGUGGAAGGUCCAGAAGAUGAAGUACCCUGUUCUUGCAGAAAUGGCUAGAGAUCUCCUCGCCAUGCAAGUGUCCUCAGUGGCGUCAGAAAGUGCCUUCAGCACAAGUGGUAGGAUCUUGGAGCCAUAUCGAAGCUGUCUAACACAUUACAUGAUAGAAGUCCUCAUGUGUACCGAGCAAUGGAUACAUGCUGACAUCAAGCUGAGUGAACAAGUCAGAACAAACGAACAAGUGCUUGCUGAAGUUGAGAUGCUUGAUCGACUUGAAAAAGGUUUGAAAUGCUUCUUCACUUUUAGUUUCAAGCCCAACGUCUUGAAGAUUGAAGUUGAGAAGUUCGUGGUUGAAGGUUGA